UUUGUUUCUCCUUACUGCCAAAUUCCAACACCAUUCGCGGUUGCGCCUUCCGCAAUUGAUAUAGCAUUCAAGAUGUAUUUAUAACAUGCGCAAACGUUGGAAUUUCAACUUGACGAGAUUGAUCUUGUACCCUUGCAGUACUGCGUAGUAUCAAUCAUGCUCGUGACGCUCUGCAUGCUUUAUCACGCGCUCGCCUACUCCCUUGGCCAUCUAUGGAUUCUUAUCUCCCCUUUGAGGUCAAUUUUGACCUGUGCCAUCGAUGCUACAACGUACCACCCAACGAUGGGGCGAAACAUCAUCAUCGAUAUCAUCAUGACCAUCUGCACACUUCUUGUUUGGUCAACCCUCGUAGGAUGUAUGCUGCUGCGCAAGGAAGAUCCUGCAAAACGCGCACCAUCAUGCGCACCACCACCUGCCUCAUUCCUGAUUAGUGUGUUCCAGCAUGUUUCGUUGAACCAAGCAAAUGAAAGCAUGGUGAACGCACUAAAAGCAGUGCAAAAGGCGAGGGAUGAUUUCAAAGAGAUGGAAGAUGCCUCGGCUCCCACAAUGGAGGCGUUGUGGCGCUUGAGGCAAGCCGGGAAGGACAUCCGCGAAAUCCAUCAGACGAUUGUAGAGAUGUCGGACAUGCUCAACAAACAAACAGAACAGUUGUCCCGCACUUUCCCCAUCAAUUCAGGUGGCGCAGGAUAA
Messenger RNA from Suillus subaureus, 690 nucleotides. RefSeq lists its product as uncharacterized. The transcript is spliced from 2 exons. The record is from RefSeq and is a predicted model, not a curated record. NCBI's taxonomy places the organism in Eukaryota, Fungi, Basidiomycota, Agaricomycetes, Boletales, Suillaceae. The coding region runs from base 157 to 690 and encodes 177 amino acids.